AAUGCCAACAUUCAAUCAAUGAGGCUCUGAUCGCACUUCUCAAUCAAACACUUGUGCUUCGCUUCACCUUAAUUUUUCAAUUUAAUAGCCUGAUUGUUGCGAUGGAUGAUCGAUUGAUGAAGCCAAUUAGGGCGCCGCUGCUGCUCAAGGACCAUCUGCUCGAAGACAUGAGCUCAUGCUCAUCCAACGGCUUCAAAUCGUUCCCUCGCCGCCAAUGCUGCACCGCCGUCGGAUUCCGUCGCCGCCAGACUAGACCUCGCGCCAAACCGCCGGCGAAUCCGGCGCUCUCGGCUCUCCAGAGAGCGAUCAGCGCCGUGAAACGCCUCCAGUUCGGCGCCGCGGAGAAGAUGAAGAAGAGGAGCGAUCUCAGCCUCGGCAGCUCGUUUUUUCUGUUCUGGAGGAGGAGGCCGGAGAGGAAGGAGAUCGGAUCGUGGAAAUCGUUUGAGCAGCUGAUGAAGGAGGACGAAUGGCGGCCGCCGGCGGAUCGUAAAAGUUUCACUGCGUCGGAAGGCGGGAAUUCCUCCUCUUCAGAUUUGCCGCCACAGCUCAAAAACGACGUCGUUAUGACGCCUGAGGCCGAUUCAACUACGUGCAGUGGCGGAAGCUCAGAUAACAACUCUUCUACCCAAACAAAGAAGCAAUGGACAAGUGAUCAAGAGAAGGAGCAGUUCAGUCCUGUGUCUGUGCUGGACUGUCCAUUUGAUGAGGAAGAUGAAGUUUCUUCGCCUUUCCAACAUCGGCUUGCUCUUAUGGAAGGAACAAGGAAGAAACUCCUGAAGAAGAUUCAAAGGUUCGAGUGUCUAGCGAAGCUCGAGCCCUUAAACCUAACUAGACGAUUUGAAUCACAACUAGAAUCCGAUACUGAAUCAUCCACCUUCCUAGACGAAGAAGAAGUAGAAGAAGAAAGUGAUGAUGAAAAAGAAGACGACGAGGCACUCGAAUUGCUUGAUCAAGUGAAGACCAUCAUGCCAUCUUAUGGCCUGAAAUUCGAGGCAGAUAAGUUGAUGUUAGAUUUCUUCAGAGAAAGGAUGUCCAAUGAUCAACGAGGCGAAUCCUUGUCUGAUCAUAACGCGUUAGUAGAGAUUUCCCGAGGGUGGAUGGACGGGCAUGACCCCCUCGGGUUGUUCAUGGAAUGGGAGGUGGAGAAGAAUAGGAAAGCUUAUGUUGAAGACAUGGAGCAUGGUGGAGAAUGGAAGAGAUUGGAUCAAGAAUAUAAGGAGGUGGUUUUGGAGUUGGGAAUUGAGGUGUGUGAUGCCCUAUUGAAUGAGGUGUUGCUAGAGAUCAUGAAUUAGGAAAAGAAACCAAGGUAGAAAUUAAAUAAAUAUAAGUUAUGAUGAGUUUGAUAGUUUGUGUUUACUAUAUUUUCUCUAUUUUAUUUUAUUUUCAUUAGGCCAUGGCUAUAGUGUGACCAGCUUUUCAACCCCUUGUUGAGAAUAAUUUUAGUAGCUAGUAGUACUUGUUUAUUUCAAUAUUAAUUUAGCCUUUUUCGAUUUUAA
Messenger RNA from Salvia hispanica, 1496 nucleotides. RefSeq lists its product as uncharacterized. Lineage: Eukaryota; Viridiplantae; Streptophyta; Magnoliopsida; Lamiales; Lamiaceae. The record is from RefSeq and is a predicted model, not a curated record.